GUCUUCGGGCUCUCCCUCGUCUACUUCCUCAGUAGCACCUUCAAGCAGGAAGAAAGGAUGGUGAGAGAUCGGAAUCUCCUCCAAGUGCAAGAGCAUGAGCAGCCGAUCAUGUGGAAGGUGAAGUUCAGUUCGGGGAACAGCAGUCAGCUGAGUAACCAGUGCAGGAAUUCUGUGCAGGGGAAGCUCCUCAUUACAGAUGAACUGGGCUACAUCUGUGAGAGGAAGGACCUACUGGUAAAUGGCUGUUGCAAUGUCAACGUGCCCAGUACGAAGCUGUACAGCUGCGACAGCUGCCUUCCCAAUGGCUGCUGCAGCGUGUAUGAGUACUGUGUUUCCUGUUGCCUGCAGCCCAACAAGCAACAUCUCCUGGAACGUUUCUUGAACCGGGCGGCUAUUGCUUUCCAAAACCUCUUCAUGGCAGUGGAAGAUCGCUUUGAGUUGUGUCUGGCGAAAUGUAGGACUUCAUCACAGAGUGUGCAGCAUGAGAACACCUAUAGAGAUCCAAUUGCAAAAUACUGCUAUGGUGAAUAUCCCCCAGAGCUUCUGCCUGUCUGAAAGCUGCAUGAUCUAAGCAACAAAGGGAAGGACCUGGAGACUAGAAUCCAAAAGAGCAAGACGACAGCUGCUGCCUUACAGGAGCCUCAGUGUAAAUGGUUGAUGUUGUUUCUGGGGACAAACCCAGAGGUGUACAGUGUAAGCAAGGGACUGAAAUUCUUCGGGAUUGAAUCUUGCUUUCUUCAGUUUGUUAUGCACCUGCUUUAGAGUACUAGGUAUUAGUACUUUAAAUAUUUCCUCUAAACUUUAGGAUGCACGGAGUCGAUCUAGGCUAUAAAACAUCAUAGGAAAAAUAUCUCAUGUAGCUUUGCAGCUGUACGUGGAUGUUCAGUUGUGUCUCUGCAGUCCAGAGACUUUCCAGAGUGACAGUAAUAAUUGGAGGACUUUUGCUUUUGGGGGGUAAAGCAUGCCUGUUGUGCUUCUCUGGAGCGCUUCUUGCCAUGCAUGGUGUACACUACGUAUGUAAUUAUGAAUUAUUUAUUCAUUUUAUAUGGAUUACUAGCUGGAAGUAUUGAUGCUUUGCAUAGGUAGUUGUUGAUGCCUUUCAGUCCCUGGUUUGUUAUGUCAGGUAGAAAGGAUAUUUCCGGUCCUGACUAAAAUUGGUUGGUUUUUUCCUCCUUAGUCUAAAGGAAUUGUAUUGGGAUUUGUCACUGUAGUGCUUAUGUUCCUCUUUAGUGAGUUUAAAGCAUUUAGAACUCCAAUGGAGUUGUUAUUCUGUCAAAGUCCCAUAGCACGAGAGAAGAGCAGGGGUCUGCCUAGGAUGGGAUGUUUAUUGUCUGUAAACACUUCCCUUGUUACUCUGCAACAGUUUCCUCGAAGAGGAGUCUUAGUCUUGUAAACAGCUCUCUGCUAGUCCACGGUCUGACAGGGAGCACUGAAGAUUUGUUUGCUUGAACUUGUUCAGGCCUCGGUAAUUCAAAUGUACUUCACUCCUGGUUGUGCAGGAGGCAAAAGGGUGGAGUUGUACUAGGAUUUCAGUUUAAUGAUGUCCUUGUGCGUGAAGUAAUGUCAGAAGAUGGCACAAGCCCUCCUCUGAGGACAACUGUGUUGCACGAGUUCAGUUUAAUGGUCAUGAUGAUUUUGAUUUGCUGUUUGACACGCUACUCUGGAACUUCACUCUGAUCACAGUGGCACUAGAACAGGGUUGGUUUUCCCACAAUUUCUCCUAGCUCUCUAAAGUUGCAAUUUAAACUGUCUCCCUCUUAAGGCCACUCAGCACAGAAAAGAUGGCAGAGAGCCUGUAAAAUGCUGGCUAAAUUUGUGUUCCCCCUGCGAGUCGCUGGGUGAAGUCCAAGCGCUAGAUAAAACUGGGCUGUUCUUUUCUAUAUACAUCCAUCUCCUCCAUGAUUUUGACUGUGUGUAUGCUUGUUUAUAGUGGUACGUCCUAUUCCCUGACUGAAAUAAAACAAAGGCUUUAAAAAAAAAAAAAGGCACAGUGGUGGAGUAUCCUGGAGCAAAAUAUCUGUAGAAUGCUAUUGCAAUUACGUAUGAUAUA
Molecule: messenger RNA, 2050 nt
Organism: Egretta garzetta (little egret)
Lineage: Eukaryota; Metazoa; Chordata; Aves; Pelecaniformes; Ardeidae
Gene: SPRING1
Product: SREBF pathway regulator in golgi 1
Exons: 5
Coding region: 58-555 (165 amino acids)
Biological process (GO): positive regulation of SREBP signaling pathway
Source: RefSeq, a predicted model, not a curated record